GUACCAGGAUGGUAAAACAGAAAUGCCUGUUUCUUACCUAUAAAUAAAGUUUUCAAACGUUCCUUUUUUUAAUUCCGGUGCAUAUUUGUAUCACUAGGUGUUCAGACAAGUUUCAAGAAUUUCAAUUCUUCAAACCCUUAAAUUAGAACACCAGUGUUCUCUGUUGAGCAGAAGAAUGAUAGAGAAUAAACAUACAUUCACUGCAGAAACGACAGCCAUUGUUUUAAAUUUAAAAAGGUGAAGAACAUUCUGUCAAAAAGCAGAAAAAGAAAAAGCAAUAGAAGUUUGGAUGAAUGGUGUCAGGGAAUUUCCCUUUGCACAUAUCACAAUUAAAAACCGUUUCCAUAUGCGCAUUUGUAAUUGGUUUCAUGGGUUACAGAUGAGACCCAAUUGGUUUUCAUAGGCUCUAAAGAAAACCCAGCUUUUUCUAUUGGUGUUUUUUUAAAGGAUGGGAAUUCAAGCAAGCAUCUACCCUGGUUCUCACGGAGAUAGGAUCGACAUAAAAUUGGAUUUAUUACAACAAUUGUGCUGGGGAAUAGCAUCACAUGAUAUUUACGCAUCUUUCAGGAGAACAAGGAACCCACUAUCAGGAAUUGCAGGAUGGCUGUCUUUUACACGGGAAAAUUUGUUUGGAGGAGGUGAAAAGUUUAAUGUAUUUUUGGAAAAAGGCACCACUGAUUCAAAUUAUCAAGCGACUCUGAUGCAACCAAGUGUUCAUGGGGCUGGUCAGCAAUCCAUUACCAUUCUGAAUUCAGUUACACCAGCCACUUCUGUCCAUGGUAUUGUUACCAGUUCAUCAGGCUCUGCGUAUGGAGAUGUAAGAAUGUGUAGAUUUACAGCAAAAAUGGACCAAAAAUGGGAAUUGAAUUCGAAUUUGAGCAAGACAGCAGGCAUAAUGAUUGAGCAAAUUGUCCCCCUUGGUGAUCAUGGCCGUCCUAUAUUCACAGAUCGAUAUGGAUGUCCAAUCACUUUCAGUGGCAAUUUAUAUGACAAAAUGCUCGUUGCCAAGCUGAAGACAGAAUACACUAAAUCCAAUGAUCAAAAUUUGUUUCAAUAUAAUAUUCAACUGGAGCAAGGGUUACCUAUUUCUCCUGGAUGGCUUUUUUUCUAUCGACUGAGGGCUCAUGUAAAGCAGGGGUUUAAGUUAGGGCCAUCUUUUGCCUUGUCAAGCCUAUCAGGUGGCACAGUUAUAGGAAACUUGGCACCUCAUGAUGCAUUUCCUAUUGGAGGAACCAACAGCGUUCGAGGUUAUGGUGAGGGAGCUGUUGGCACAGGACGGUCAUUUUUACUGAGUAGCAGCGAAUUGUUGUUCCCUUUGAUUUGUGGAUUGCAAGGCACUGUAUUUGCAGAUCUUGGAACAGACUGUGGUUCUGGGCGUUCAGUCCUUGGAGAUCCUGCUGGUAUACGUGGAAGAAGAGGGACUGGUUUUGGGUAUGGAGUCGGUAUUCAAGCAGAAUCUGCAGCUGGACCCAUACGGAUUGAUUAUGCUGUGAAUGAUAUGCAUGGAAAGUGUGUUUAUUUUGGUUUUGGAUAUCCUGAAUGAUUUGUGGAGGGAUUCAGGAUCGAGGGUAAACUGAUUAUGGGUAAGAAAGAUUCAUGGAAACAGGUUUUUGGUAUGAAACUUGUAUUCAAAUAAACUCACCUAUCAGGGAAUGGUAGUUUUUCUAUUUUGCAUACCUCAGAGCUUUUAUUCUUGUAAUCUUGUAAUAACUCUCUUCAAUUAUUUUUAGCGAACAGCCCUUGGCCAUUCUUUGAAAAUUCCAACAUUCAUGAUGAUUUGUAAUUUAUAAUCAGUAUGAAUUAAAAUUGGUCUCUCUUAUUCUGA
Molecule: messenger RNA, 1825 nt
Organism: Cryptomeria japonica (Japanese cedar)
Lineage: Eukaryota; Viridiplantae; Streptophyta; Pinopsida; Cupressales; Cupressaceae
Product: outer envelope protein 39, chloroplastic
Exons: 11
Coding region: 449-1543 (364 amino acids)
Biological process (GO): embryo development ending in seed dormancy; chloroplast organization
Cellular component (GO): outer membrane
Source: RefSeq, a predicted model, not a curated record